This is a messenger RNA of Indicator indicator, 3571 nucleotides long. It is a transcript of the gene HPS5, whose product is annotated as HPS5 biogenesis of lysosomal organelles complex 2 subunit 2. The record is from RefSeq and is a predicted model, not a curated record. Gene Ontology annotation, biological process: developmental pigmentation. NCBI's taxonomy places the organism in Eukaryota, Metazoa, Chordata, Aves, Piciformes, Indicatoridae. Gene Ontology annotation, cellular component: cytoplasm. Gene Ontology annotation, molecular function: protein binding. Bases 58 to 3471 code for a protein of 1137 amino acids. The transcript is spliced from 22 exons.
ACUGAAAGCUGAAUCUGUCAUGCACCCAUGAGUGAGUAGCACUGCUUGGACAUAUCAAUGGCCUCUGUGCCAAUAAUUCCAGACUCUUACAACCAUGUGUUGGCAGAGUUUGAGUGUUUGGAUCCGUUGCUUUCUGCUCUCAGGCUGGAUUCUAGUCGUCUGAAGUGCACAUGUAUAGACGUGUCAAAGCGAUGGCUAGCUCUGGGCAGUUCAGGAGGAGGACUGAACCUUAUACAGAAAGAUGGCUGGAAGCAGAGACUCUUUCUCACCCAUAAGGAAGGUGCCAUUUCCCAGGUUGCCUGUUGUUUGCAUGAUGAAGACUACGUUGCCGUUGCCACCAGCUUGGGUCUUGUAGUAGUCUGGGAGCUGAAUCAGGAACGUCGUGGGAAGCCAGAACGCAUUUACGUUUCCUCUGAGCACAAGGGCAGAAAAGUCACAGCUCUUUGUUGGGAUACAGCUGCCCUUCGUGUUUUUGUAGGAGAUCAUGUGGGAAAAGUAUCAGCCAUCAAGAUUAACACAUCAAAACAAGGCAAGGCUGCUGCCACUUUUGUGAUGUUUCCUGUUCAGAUUAUAACCACUGUGGAUUCUCGGGUUGUUCAGCUUGAUUAUUUGGAUGGCAGACUGCUCAUAUCUUCACUCACACGAACCUAUCUGUGUGAUACUGAGAGGCAAAAGUUCUGGAAAAUUGGUAAUAAAGAGAGAGAUGGAGAAUUUGGAGCAUGUUUCUUCCCUGUCGGAAAAAACAGUGGGAAUCAGCAGCCACUAAUCUAUUGUGCUCGACCUGGCUCAAGGAUGUGGGAGGUGAACUUUGAUGGAGAAGUGCAAAGCACACAUCAGUUCAAGCAGCUGCUCUCAGCACCACCUCUCCCUGUUAUUACUCUCAGACUGGAUCCUCAUUACACUAGCUCCAGCUCUUCCCCACAAUCUUUAUCUUUCCCCAAGCUGCUGUGUUUGACUGAGCACUGUGUGAUGACCUGGACAGAAAAGGGAAUUUAUAUUUUUCUUCCCCAAAGUGUUCAAGUCUUACUCUGGAGUGAAGUAAAAGAUAUUCAGGAUAUUGCAGUUUACAAAAAUGAGUUGUUCUGUCUGCACACAAAUGGAAAAGUUGUGCACCUCUCCCUUCUGCUGGUAGACCGCUGCAUAGAGCGUCUGAUGAGAAGAGGGUUCUGGACCCUUGCUGCCAAGGUCUCUUGUCUCUUCCAAAAUUCAAUUAUUUCUUGCAGAGCAAGAAAAAAUUUGCCUCUAGACAAGCUGGAGCAUUUGAAGUCUCAGCUGGAUGCCUCAACCCAACAAGAUCUCAUUAUGCAGCUGGAAGAGCUAAUUUCAAAGCUGGAACCUUUAGAUUCUGCGUGCAGCAGUAGAAGGAGCAGUAUUUCAUCUCAUGAAAGCUUCAGUGUCUUGGACUCUGGGAUAUAUCGUGUUAUCAGUCGGAGAGGCAGUCAGUCAGAUGAAGAUUCAUGUUCUCUCCACAGUCAAACAUUCUCAGAAGAUGAGAGGCUUAGAGAAUUUCCUGCACACCAGGAAGAUGAACAAGUAGAACUUGACAACGUUUCUCAUGCAUCUGUGACAGUUGAGGCUGACCGGAAUGAGACAUUUCUCCCAUUCAGUAUUCCUUUGUCAUUUCGUUCUCCAUCUCCUCUCGUCUCUCUUCAAGCUGUCAAAGAAAGCGUUUCCAGCUUUGUACGCAAAACCACUGAGAAGAUUGAAAAAAUCAGCACACUUCAUAUAAGCCCUGAUGCUAGAGGCAGGCAAGAAGCAAAGGAUGAGGAGCAGCUGCAGGAGCUGGCUGUUAAUCUGGUAGCAUCUCCCCAGGAAGAAAAACUUCUAGAACCACCAAGUUGCCAGCUUUCAGAGGAGGACCAUCUAAGAGAUCUCAAGGCUGCAACAGCAGAAGCUGUAGCCAAACUCCAGGAUCCCCUGGUUUUGCUAGAACCAGAGUGUAUGAGAAGGGUUUUACAGGAAUGGCUUGUCUAUCUAGAAGAAAGGUUUGGCAGCAAAGAGCAUUCUGCUUCCUCUGUUAAGACAAGCAAGGCUGCCUGUGCUGAAGACCAGAAGGCAGUCCUGGAGGAAAACCUUCGACUGGAUGUAGCUGGUGGAGAACCAGGAGACAAAGAACAGAGUAAUACCUUGGAAUGCUGCCCUGAAAAAGCAAACACUGAUGGAACCUGUGUAAGCAACACCAUGUAUGAAAAGAAUACUGACUUGAAGGGCCCUUUGGAGCAGUGCUUUCAGGUGUCUCCUCCCUGUGUCAUUGCACCAGCUGUGCAGAAAGAUCUGUCUGAGCUGGCCACGCUGUGUUUCGAGCUGCGUGUGUUUUCUGCUCGUGGUGAUGCUGGGCAAAGCUCAGAUGGAUGUCUGCCACUAGCUGCUUCAUCGACCUUGGCUUGCAGGUUUAUGCAAAGCUACUUCUUUCUUUUGGAUUUAAAGAGACUAAAGCAGUGCAUUAUAACCAUGUAUGCAGCCAGCCCUGAGGUGUGGGAAACGUACAUCGCAGGAUUGAAAGAACUAACUUGUCACAGUCCAGUGGCUUUAGCAAUGGAAAAUGAAGAUAUGUUGAAAAUCCUGAAACGGCUGCAUGACCUGGGGCCUUGGGAUGAUAGCCCACUGCUUCUGGUACAUGCCCAAAGGCUUUAUGAAAAAUUUGGGGAAACAGCUCUUCGGCCCUUGAUCAAGUUCCACCCCUCUAUUUCGCCUUCUGAUGUCAAACAGCUUUGCAGGAAUGAUCCAGUUCACUUUUUAGCCUAUUUAGAUAGUCUGGUGAAAUCCAAGCCAGAGGAUAAAAGGCCAUCUCUCCUUAGAUCUCUUCUCCAGCCUGAAUCUCUCCGACUGGAGUGGUUGUGCUUAGCAGUUUCUCAUGAUGCACCACAAAGAGCCAAUACUGUGGAUGCAGAAGGGAAUCCCAGGCCACGAUCACAUUUGUUUACUUGGGGCUACAGCCAGCUGAUUCUGCUUUUGAUUAAACUCCCAGCUGAUUUUGUUACAAAAGAGAAGAUGGCUGACAUCUGUAAAUCACAUGGGUUUUGGCCUGGUUACCUUUUCCUCUGUCUGGAGCUGGAUAGAAGAAUAGAAGCCUUUACUAAUAUUGCUCAUUUGGAUGAUUUGAGCCUGUUGAAUGAAGAAGAUGGUUCCCUCCCAGAGACCAUCGAUGAAUGGAAGCUGCUUCUGCACCUUGCACAGAAUCACAGCACAGCUUCCCCCCACCAGGGCUCGCAGAACGGGAAUGCUGUCAGCAACGGCAGCGCUGCCUGCCCCGACUGCGUCACUGUGGAGAACGUAGCACUGCUGCUGGUGAAGGCCCUCGGCCCAAACCGUGCCCUGCCUCUCCUGCAAGAGUGUGGCUUGACACUGGAAUUGUCUGAGAGAUUUACUGGUGUCUGUGAGAUACUGAGAAUUGCUGAGAAAAGGCAAAGAGCACUGAUUCAGACCAUGCUGGAAAGGUGUGACCGGUUUCUGUGGUCUCAGCAAGCAUAGAAGACAACUUGGAAAACUCUAGGAACAGAGGGGUUUUUUUGUUGAUUGGGUUGUUUUUUAAUGAUUGUAUACUAAAGUGCCUCUUACCAGCCUGUUAACA